AAGAUGUCAAAGAACCUCUUUUCAUUUCUCCGCUUGUUUGUGCUCUUGCUUGGCUUUGCCAUUAUUUGCUUAGGAGCCUUUUGCUUCUCUACAGGUGUCCCUGCCUGCAAGUGCAAUAGCUUGCCUAUUGCCUAUUUCCUAUUACCCUUGGGGUUCUUUCUUCUCAUCUCUGGGAUUUUCUGGAGCACUUAUCAUGAGGCCAGCAAGCACAAGGGCUUAUUCUACAGCAUCUUCCAUGGAAAUCCUAGACAUCAAGAGAGUCACAUCAAUACUGUGGACAGGCCUGACUUCUACCCUCCAUCGUAUGAAGACAGCACUGAUCCCAAAAAGCAUACUUUCCCACUGCCGGUCCUCCCACUGGAACGAGAGAAGGAUACUUACAACAUGCCCCCACCUCUUUACACAGAGAGCAGCCUGGAAUUCAUUGAGGAAGUCAGCCCUCAGGAACAGCCGCCACCUUCAUAUGAAGUAUCUGUGCAGCAAGCUACAGAACAUGACUCAACAACGCUUGAAGAGACUUCCCAUGCAUCUGUGCCAUAG
Messenger RNA from Rhineura floridana, 540 nucleotides. It is a transcript of the gene TMEM252, whose product is annotated as transmembrane protein 252. Lineage: Eukaryota; Metazoa; Chordata; Lepidosauria; Squamata; Rhineuridae. The record is from RefSeq and is a predicted model, not a curated record. The transcript is spliced from 2 exons. The coding region runs from base 4 to 540 and encodes 178 amino acids.